Pecten maximus is the source of this 871-nucleotide messenger RNA. Its product is annotated as delta-like protein 1. NCBI's taxonomy places the organism in Eukaryota, Metazoa, Mollusca, Bivalvia, Pectinida, Pectinidae. The record is from RefSeq and is a predicted model, not a curated record. Gene Ontology annotation, biological process: heterophilic cell-cell adhesion; establishment or maintenance of epithelial cell apical/basal polarity. The coding region runs from base 50 to 871 and encodes 273 amino acids. The transcript has 8 exons. Gene Ontology annotation, cellular component: plasma membrane; protein-containing complex. Gene Ontology annotation, molecular function: calcium ion binding.
UCCGUUUACGAGUACACACCUAUCGUGGCUGUAUAGUACAGCGUUCAACAUGUCUUCUAAAGGCAAACUGUUGUUUCGCUAUUUCAGCCUCAUUUUACUUUUGACAGCAGUGGCCGAGUCUUUACAAGGUCAAGCUCCUACCAUCUCAAGAAAAACAGCCAACUCAUUUCUGGAUCCUUGGAAAUACCCCGACCUGGCAGACGAAUGCGCCAUAGAAUGCUAUUGGGAGGAAGUUGCUGAAGUAGUAGGAAGAUCGAGUAGCAGAGUCAAAGAUUUCAUGCGUCAGCUUAUUUGCACUAUGAGUACAACCUGUCCAAACGGCCAAUACUGUGACGUAAAAGGGAGCUUUAGUCAUAUCAACCGUCUGCAGGCCACGUGUAAUGCUCAUGGUGGAUGGGGCAGCUGGGGAAGUUGGGGUGAAUGCUCUGAGAUUUGUGAACUGGGAACAAAAGUGAGGAUACGGGAGUGCAAUAACCCCAUCCCAUUGGGACAAGGAUCCUUCUGUAGAGGCUCGAAAACGGAUGAGACGUCAUGUCGACCAUGUGAUUUUGACAAAUGCCUAUCAAAUCCCUGUUUGAACGGAGGCACGUGUAUCCGGAUAGAGUCAAACUUCAUAUGUGAAUGUACCAAUGAAUACCAGGGAGCCACCUGUCAGGAUCGAAGUCCAUGCCACGGCCGGCCUUGUGAGAAUGGAGCCAUAUGUCGAUACAAUGAGACUACCUUCACAUGCCCGUGUACAUCCGGGUACUACGGCAAUCACUGUGAACAUGUUGACAGAUGCAUGUCCAAUCCCUGUUUGAACGGUUGCACGUGUACCCCGAUUAGGUCAACAUUCAUCUGUACCUGUCAACAAGGAGUUUCUAAUAUUUAA